Molecule: messenger RNA, 936 nt
Organism: Sparassis crispa
Lineage: Eukaryota; Fungi; Basidiomycota; Agaricomycetes; Polyporales; Sparassidaceae
Product: terpenoid synthase
Exons: 3
Coding region: 1-936 (311 amino acids)
Source: RefSeq, a predicted model, not a curated record
AUGGCUCCGCGUAGCAUCCAGCUUCCCAACCUCGUCGCACUCUGUGCAGACUUUGAGCUGCGCAGCAACUCGCGCUGCCAUGCUGUUUCCUCCACUGCGGAGCGAUGGGCGUUGGCGAGCACAUUCCUCGACGAGGAAGAACGGAGAACAUUUCCGGGUUUGCGCCCCGGCUUGCUUGCGGCCUUGUGCUACCCCACGUGCGACGCCGCGCAGUUAUUGCGCCUAGCGCAGUUUUUCGUCCUUCUCAUACACUGGGUCGACAAGGAAGAUGUAAGCGAAGAUGCGGAUGCGGAGGCUGCGUUUGAUCCGAUCCAACAACGAUUUCUUGGCGCCUCGCUUGUACCCUGGCGCGCUCGCUUUCUGCGGCACCUGAGCGCGUUCCACUCGUCGCUUGAACGCGUCGCGACGGACAACGCAGACGGCGUCGUGCCUGACUUCGAGUCGUACGUCACACUCAGAAGGGAUUCAUGCGGCAUUAAGAUGAUGUUUGAUCUCAUCGAGUACGCGGAAGGCCUAGUCGUACCGGAGGAUGUCUACGCCCUACCGGCGAUGCAGCAACUCCGUCAGAACGCUGUGGAUAUCGUGGCAUGGUCGAUUGACAUCGCCUCGUAUGCGCGCAAACAAGCAAGGGACGACAAGCAUAACCUCGUCGCAGUGCUCAUGCCUCAGAAGGGUCUCGCGGCACAGGGUGCCGUGAACGCUGCGGCGCAACUCGUGAAAGCUACUGCCGCGAGUUUCCUCGCAAACGAGCGAACAGUCCUCCGUUCUUCAUCGUCUGGCGCGACGGACGCCGACAUCCGCAGGUUCAUGCUAGGCCUGCGUGACUGCGUCGCUGGCGCGGUGCACUGGCUGUACGAGACGGAGCGCUUCUUCGGGGAGUCUGGCGAGGACGUACGCACGUUCGGGUGGGUGUUCUUGCCGCCCAAGGAAACGUAG